Lathyrus oleraceus (garden pea) is the source of this 2872-nucleotide messenger RNA. RefSeq names its product importin subunit alpha-4. Gene Ontology annotation, biological process: protein import into nucleus. Lineage: Eukaryota; Viridiplantae; Streptophyta; Magnoliopsida; Fabales; Fabaceae. The transcript is spliced from 11 exons. Gene Ontology annotation, molecular function: nuclear import signal receptor activity; protein binding. The coding region runs from base 617 to 2635 and encodes 672 amino acids. The record is from RefSeq and is a predicted model, not a curated record.
UUGUCUUUAAGUCAAAAUAUUUCGGAGAAAUAGGAUGUAUAUAAGAAAUUAUUUUAUUUUAUUUUAUUUUGUGCUCUUUAUAGUUAUUUAUAUUGGGCCAAACCCACUUACAUAAACCCUAGAAUCUCUACCUACACAUUCCACCAGACUCUAGAUCUAUUUUCCUUCCUCUUCUCAUGCAUUUUGUUUCCCUUUUUGACUUCUUCUUUGAUGUUCCUCUCUCUAUUUUUUCUACUUCUUCUGAUUCGAGCAUUCUUCACUUCUUUCUUCACAUUCGAUCAUCUUUCUAUUCGUUUGCGGUUUUUCUAACCACAGAUGAGUUUACCAACUUAUUUUGGUUGGACCGGAUUUUCCGGUUCAAUCCCGUCUCGGACUGGUUUAACCAUAUCCAAAUCAGUAACCAGACCGAAAAAUAGACCGGGUUCAUUAAACCCGUUGGACCCACCAUUCCAACGUGGCACAGUCUUUGAUACUAUAACCGAAAACACGAAAAUAUUGGUUCAAGCGGCACAAAUGCAAGAGGAAGUUGAAGAAUGUAUCAUAUCUUCACUCACUGAAACUUGAAGUGAAACUUGGAGCCCACGUUUCCGUAGUGCACCUAAGAACCGAACAAAGAAUGUCAAGAAUCACUCUGGUACCUGAUACUUACCCCAUUCCCUCUGAGAAGAGGAAGAAAGGGUUUAAGGGUACUGGAGUUGAAACGGAAGAUGGUGUAAGGAGACACGAAGACCUUUUCAUGAUAAAGAAGAUUAGUCGUCAAGAUUCUCUAUACAAGAGACGAAAGCAUCCUCGUGAGGAUGUUUCUGCUCCAUUGAUCGAGAUUCUUCCUUUCACCAUCUAUAUCCCAGAUGAGGAACUUCUACUAUCACAGUUGCAAGCCUUUCCUACAAUGAAAGAGGCUUUGUUCUCGGAUGACCCUGAUGCACAACUUGAAGCAACUGCUCAGUGUGGAAAGAUGCUAUCAAAGGGCUACAUCCCUCAUAUUGAUAAGGUGGUCCGGGCAGGUAUUGUCCCUCGGCUUGUGACAUUCUUGAUCAGGGAGGAGAUGCCUCAACUGCAGACCAUGGCAGCAUGGACUCUGGCCAACGUUGCCUCGGGAUUGUCUGAGCAUACAAGAACUGUGAUUGAACAUGGUGCUAUUCCGCUGCUUGUGCAGCUUCUGAGCUCAAGUAGUGAGGAGAUCAAAGAACAGGCAAUGUGGGCAUUAAGUAAUAUUGCCGGUGAUUCCCCAAGCGCAAGGGAUGAUGUUUUUAAUCAUGGUGCACUCUCUCCAUUAUUGUCUAUAUUGUGGAGUCCUACUUGUAUAGCAAAAAGUUCUACCAGUAAGAUCGCUACAUGGACUUUUUCAAAUUUCUGCAUCGGAAAGCCGCUUCCAAUACUUCUUCAACAGGUACCACCAGCAUUGCCUGCCAUUCGGGAACUCUUGUCGAUGCAGGAUGAAGGAAUUAUACUACAUGGAUGCCUGACUCUCUGCUGCCUUACUCAAAAGGAAUCAAUCGAAUUGAACCAAGCUAUCAUUGAUGCAAAUGUUUGCCCAAGACUUUUAGAGCUACUAGUUCAUUCCAAGUCAAAAGUUUUUGUUCCUGCUCUUCGGGCUAUAGGAAAUAUUUCUACUGGCAAUGAAGUUCAUAAUAAGGUUCUAAUUGACAGUGGAGGUCUCCCAGUUUUUAACUUUCUUCUUAAACAAAGUGAUACAUUUAUCCUCCGAGAAGUUUGUUGGAUAAUUUCAAAUAUCGCAGGUGGGCCUACGGAUCAUGUACAGGCUAUUAUUGAUGCAGAUCUUAUUAGUUCACUUGUCCAUCUUACGAAGGCUGAAUUCGAAAUUGGGCAGCCGGCUGCCUGGGCUAUUGUCAACACCACCUGUAAUGCCACUCAUGAGCAGAUUCGGUUAUUGUCGUGUCAAGGGUGCAUCGAGGCACUCUGUGAUCUCUUGACCUUAACAGACUCGAAUAUUCUGAUAGAGUGUUUGGAUGGACUGAAUAACAUAUUAAUUGUUGGAAAAGUUAACCAGGAAAAGGGAUUGUAUAACGGGGUCAAUGUUUACGGUGGAAUGAUUGAGGAAUGUGGAGGAUUGGAUAAGAUUGCAAAUUUGCAAAGCUAUGACAACGAUGAAAUUUAUAAUAGGGCCGUGAAUAUUUUGGUGCAAUAUUUUCGUGAGAACCUUGAAAUAGAUGAGGAGAGUCUUGAUGAAACCAUGAAAAAGCAUCUUGAAGUAGAUGAUAAGAAUCUUCAUAAUAGUGUGGAAGAAACCGCAAAAGAGGGCCUUGAAGUUGAAGUAGAUGAAAAGAAUCUUCAUAUUAGUGUAGAUGAAACCACGAAAGAGGACCUUGAAGUAGAUAAAAAGAAUCUUCAUACUAGUGUGGAUGAAACCAUAAAAGAGGACCUUGAAGUAGGUGAAAAGAAUCUUCAUAAUAGUGUGGAUGAAACCAUCAAAGAGGAAGAUAAAAAAAAUCUUCAUAAUAGUGUGGAUGAAACCGUGAAAGAGGACCUUGAAGUAGAUGAACAGAAUCUUCAUAAUAGUGUGGAUGAAACCAUCAAAGAGGACCUUCAAGUAGAUGACCAGGAUCUUCUGGAUAAUGUGGUUGAAACCAUGAAAGAGAACCUUCAAGUAGAUGACCGACCAGGAUCUUCUUAAUGGUGUGGAUGAAACCAUGAUCUUCUCUUUUGGGCUGAACUACCCUACAGAUGGUUUCAAUCUUUUUUUGUUUAUAAAGUAGGUUUCCAUGUCAUUUCCUCUUUGAAUUGAGCAUUUUUUUUAGUCUUUGUUAAUACUCAGUCCAAGAUUAUGACAUUCUUAAUUUGACUCCUAUUAAAUAGUUGAUUUACAUAUACUAACAUUAGAAUGAGAGAAAAUAAAACUUAUCUUUGCUCU